Platichthys flesus (European flounder) is the source of this 1355-nucleotide messenger RNA. It is a transcript of the gene ing1, whose product is annotated as inhibitor of growth family, member 1. Bases 155 to 1075 code for a protein of 306 amino acids. Gene Ontology annotation, cellular component: nucleus. The transcript is spliced from 4 exons. Gene Ontology annotation, biological process: positive regulation of DNA-templated transcription. The record is from RefSeq and is a predicted model, not a curated record. Lineage: Eukaryota; Metazoa; Chordata; Actinopteri; Pleuronectiformes; Pleuronectidae.
CACACACACACACACACACACGAGCUAGCGCUAGCAACAGCAACGAGAGGAGCAUCACGCAGUGUUCGGGGAUCACGUCAGCGGCGGAGAAGCUGCAGGAAAAAACACUUAAAGACAAACCGGCGCAUGUGUCUGUGAGUCCUGGGGAUUCACAAUGUUGAACCCGACCAAUGGUGACCCGGGCCACGUUGUUGUGAAUUAUGUUGAGGAGUAUCUGGACCUGGUGGAAUCGCUUCCCUUUGACCUGCAGCGGAGUGUGUCGCUCAUGAAGGAGAUCGAUGCCAGGUAUCAAGAUGUUCUGAAGGAGCUCGACGAUGCUUACGAACGGUAUCGCAGGGAAUCCGACUCAGUUCAGAGGCGCAAGCUUCAGUUAUCGAUUCAGAGGGCACUGAUCCGGAGUCAAGAGCUCGGAGAUGAAAAGAUCCAGAUUGCUGGUCAGAUGGUGGAGUUGGUUGAGAACCGAACACGACAGAUCGACUGGCACUCUGAGCUUCUCGUCUCCUCUCAAGAAGUCCCCGAGAGCCACGUUCCCACAGCAACAGUCAUGACAACCACGGCAGCAGCCAUGACGCCCACUUCAUCAGCCGCCAUCACGCCAGGCAAACCCGGCCACCUCGACAAGAAGCGCGAGGAAGUGACACCGAGCUCUGGUAGUGCGGACAAAUCUGGAGGGAAGCGCUCGAGGCGCCAGAAAAAUGGAGAAACUCGCGAAAGCUACGGGGUUGUGGAUCACCCUGAAGAGGCGGGAGCGGGGGCGUCUCGGGAAAAACGCGCCAAAACAUCGUCCAAGAAGAAGAAACGGUCAAAAGGAAAGUCUGAGAGAGAAGUGUCGCCUCCAGACCUGCCCAUUGAUCCAGAUGAGCCGACCUACUGCCUGUGUGAGCAGGUGUCCUACGGCGAAAUGAUUGGUUGUGACAACGACGAAUGUCCCAUUGAGUGGUUUCACUUCUCCUGCGUCGGGCUCCAUCAUAAGCCCAAGGGAAAGUGGUACUGCCCUAAGUGUAGAGGUGAGAAUGAGAAGACCAUGGACAAGGCCUUAGAACGGGCCAAAAAGGAGAGGGCAUACAACAGGUAGCUCCUUCUGCCCGACCCUACGAACACUGCUGCGUUGAAUUUUAUUUGAUGUCUCGUCUUGGUUUCCAUUUACUGUUAACACUGUUUGAACAUUGACGAGAGGGGUCUUGUACAUAGUUAUUUUUGUAGCUGCUGCAUAGCUGAGAAACAUGAUUGCUCUCUAAAUUCUGUAAAGAAUUGCCACAGUACAGUACAACUGCAUGUUUGUAACCAACCCCUUGUUUUCACUUACCCCACUCCAUUAUAUAUACUCAACAAAUAAAAGACUUCAAAACAUAUAA